Molecule: messenger RNA, 2388 nt
Organism: Toxoplasma gondii ME49
Lineage: Eukaryota; Apicomplexa; Conoidasida; Eucoccidiorida; Sarcocystidae
Product: ATP-dependent Clp protease adaptor protein ClpS protein
Exons: 4
Coding region: 560-1729 (389 amino acids)
Biological process (GO): proteolysis; protein catabolic process
Source: RefSeq, a predicted model, not a curated record
AAAAAUAUAAAGACGCCACGUCCGCGUUGUGUCUGCCUCCUCUGUGACAGCCUGUCGCCAGUGGAACGAUGCGAGGAACGCAUCCGUACAGGAACGCAUCCGUACAGGAACGCAGAUUGACUUUGGAGAAAUCUGAUCGGCUUGUUUCUUUGUCUGUGUUCCAUUUUGGCUGACGGGUAUAAGCAGAGUGACAAGUGCAAGCAAUCCUGUACCCCCCCGAUGUGCAGGGAACUCCGUCGACUGAAGUCCCCCUUGCCUAGCCGACACCACUCCCUGGAUAGGGGGUGAAUGCUCUUUUCUUGUCACGUUUUUCAGGAGGAAUGACGGUGCUAUCAUGCCAGUGGAUGCCUUGUACGCAUCAAUAAGGAUGCAGUAAAUUCUCUGUGUUUGUUCUGCACGUCUGUGCGUCCGGCGGUUCACGGAUUAUGCCUCGCGUUCCAUUCCUUGCCGUGGUCAGUUUGCCCCCCCCUUUUGGCUGUCGUGACUUUCCUGAUCCUGCGCGUGAUGACUGGCCUCAAUAUCGCACGGCGUCUGGGAGUCGUCCCACGAGUGAAAGACCAUGGGGCUGAGAAGCUUCUCUGUCUUUCUUCUCUCGUUGUUCUUCCUCUCUUCACCACUGGUCGCGCUUUGCUUGCAGCCUCCUGACUCAUGUGACGGGAUCACAGGCCCGAAAACUUCGCAUUUCACUCACUCUCGAAAUUUCACUCUUCGCUGCUUUGCGCCUGUAGCAUGCGCCUCCAGGGUGGUCUCUAGUUACAAGCGGAAAUGCAGGCAGGCCUUUGUGUUCCCGACUUCUACGAGAAGAGCUAGCCCUCUUUCCUUUUCUUUUAUCCCCCCUGUCCGCGGUAGAGCCAGAGAAGAUGCAUCUGCUCCAAGUCGCGCAUGCCGCUCUGCGGUCUUGCCGCCUGUUCUCUCGCUGGGGCGUCGCCUUCCCGAGGGCCAACCUCCUUUCCAGAGAUGCGGGUUUUCCGCCGCUGCCUUGUGGUUCCCGCUCAUCGGCACGACCCCUAUCGGAGCUCGUGCAGACGGAAGAAUCCCGUAUCUCGCACCUCUCUCUCAGGUAGCCUGGUCCGGUGUUCCGCUGGAACCAAGAGGGAUUUCUGUCGUGGAGUCUGUUUUUCUCCCCUCGGGUGCACAAGUCCUUGGACGACACGGAACGCACGCAGGGAGAGGAGGAGAACACCUGCCGCAGUUGUUUGCAUCUGGCGAUCGGCACCUGCCGGAUUCUGGAGACGACGGCGCUGCCAUGGAACGCGUCGAGAAAGAAGAGGUCCACGAAGAGACGACUACAACACAAGAAAAUAAGGAAGAAGAACAAGAAGUAGAGGACGACCAAAAGAAGCAGGCGGAGCGAAGAGCGCGCCUGAAAGCGUGGCAGGUGGUCCUGCAUAACGAUGAGAUUCACGCCAUCCCUCAUGUUACAGAUUUGCUCGUCGAUGCGGUGCCGUCUCUCACUAAGGCAAAGGCGCACUCCAUAACCGUCCAAGCACACAAAACAGGUCUCGCCCUCGUUCUCCGAACGUGGAGAGAAAAAGCGACAGAAAUCUAUCGGAAGCUGAAAGCAAACGGACUAACCAUCUCGCUGGUCCCCAGCAAGAGGAAAGACAAACAGGAAGACCGGGACGAAGGCGAAGGAAUAGGAGGAACUGAAGAUGGUGAUGAUGAUCGAGGUGAAAAUGAGGAUAUACCCGACGGAAAAGACAACGGUGACAGUGGUGAUCAUGUCUGAGGAAGUCAGAUAAAUAGCCAAAACGCCACCGAAACACAAGCGACAGACUCCGAGACACAGAGAGUCUGCUUCGUCUCCCGAUUCUUGAGUCGUCCGUGUUCCUUACAAAAGACCCGCUCUGAGCUCUUUCCUCGCCAGGUGACGGCGUCCCCAGUUAUCGGUUGAUUCUCGAGGCAACUUAGGCCUGCCGCGCUCAGCUUCGAACAUCUUCUGACCAAAGAGUGCAAGCGUCAUUUUCACAUUUUCUGCAGAGCGCGGGACACAAGGCCUCUUUCUGUCUUUGCUGCGUUUUCCAGGUUCCUCGUGGCUCGCUGCCGGUGUUCUCGUGCAACAGGCAUGCGCUUUUGGAUGCUCUACGAUCUGUACUAAGUUUCCUCUCAACUGGAUGAACGGUUUUUGAUGCACAUGCAUGCAGUUUUUGAUUUCCAUGUAAAACAGCUUGUUUAACCUAACGUUUCUUGUAUUCCUUUUAGUACAGCAUCCGCCUUCGUUGUCAAACUGUUACAGUGUGUCGCGACAAGUACAUUUCUCUACGGCGAUGUCCCAUGGGGGUUCGUGGCCUGUGACCGACGCAUUCGUACGCUCUCAUCAAAACCGAGCGAACACCUAAACUCGACAGUGCGGACUGCGUGCUGUCUCACGAGAAAUAACAGAGAAGA